AUGUCUGAAUUACGCUACGACAACCAAGUCGUCGUAGUCACAGGCGGCGGCGCCGGCCUCGGCCGCGCAUACGCCCUCUUCUUCGCCUCCCGCGGCGCAAAAGUCGUCGUGAACGACCUCGGAGGAUCAGGAAAAGGCGAAGGAAAUGACACAAAGCCCGCCGACACCGUCGUCUCCGAAAUCUGCGCCGCCGGCGGCGUCGCAGUCGCAGACCACCACUCCGUGACCUCCGGGGAUCUCAUCAUCGAGACCGCUAUCAAAGAAUUCGGCCGUGUUGAUGUGUUGAUUAAUAAUGCGGGUAUUCUGCGUGAUGUCAGUUUUAGGAAUAUGACGCAGAGGGACUGGGACCUGAUCAUGGAUGUGCACGUGAGGGGGGCGUAUAAGUGUACUAGAGCGGCGUGGCCGUAUUUCAGGAAGCAGAAGUACGGGAGGGUGGUUAAUACGAGUAGUGCGAGUGGGCUGUUUGGGAAUUUUGGGCAGACGAAUUAUGCGGCUGCUAAAUUUGCGUUGAUCGGGUUCACUAAGACGCUCGCGCUUGAGGGGAAGAAGUAUAACAUCUUCGCAAACGUCCUCGCUCCCGGCGCUGGUUCGCGCCUCACAGCAACCGUCAUGACCCCGGAGGUGCUAUCCGCCAUGUCGCCAGCGUACGUGGUACCGCUCGUCGCAGUUCUAGUCCACUCCUCGAACACGGAGACCGGCUCCAUAUUCGAAGCAGCAGCGGGCCAUUUCUCGAAGAUCCGGUGGGAGCGGUCGAAGGGCGCGCUCUUUCGACCCGAUGACAGCUUCACGGCUGGGGCGGUGGUGAAAAGGUGGAGAGACGUGGGAGAUUUUGAGAGGGGGAGGCCGGAGCAUGCGAGUGGAUCGGCGGAUAUGAUUACGAAGCUUGAAGAGGCGAAGAAAGCACCGAGGGGUGACGGAGGCGAGAAGGUGGACUUCGGAGGAAAGGUGGUGCUGGUCACGGGCGGUGCGGCGGGGCUGGGGAAAGAGUAUUGCACGGCCUUUGCGGCGCUCGGUGCUAAGGUGGUUGUUAAUGACGCUAUGAGUACCGCGAGCGUGGUUGAAGAGAUUAAGAAAGCGGGUGGAGAGGCCAUUGGAGUGACGCUGUCGGUGGAGAAGGGAGAACAAGUCGUAAAAGCUGUGGUUGACGCUUACGGACGGAUCGACAUCAUCGUUAAUAAUGCGGGUAUCUUGCGCGACAAGGCGUUCUCGAAUAUGACAGACGAGGCCUGGGAGUCGGUCGUCGCAGUUCAUCUAGGAGGGACCUACAGAGUUACGAAAGCGGCCUGGCCCUACAUGCUGAAGCAGAAAUAUGGGCGUAUCGUCAACAUCACAUCCACUACUGGAAUAUACGGAAAUUUUGGCCAAUCCAACUACGCUGCAGCAAAAGCUGGAAUUCUUGGAUUUGGUCGCUCCUUGGCCCUCGAAGGUGCGAAGUAUAAUAUAUAUGUCAACACAGUAGCUCCAACUGCCGGAACAGCCAUGACACGGACGAUAAUGCCAGAGGACGUAGUACAGGCUUUGAGGCCUGAGUACGUUGCUCCGCUGGUAAUGGCUCUAUGCAGUGAUAAGCUAUCAAAUCCGACCGGAGGGCUGUAUGAAGCGGGCGUUGGAUGGAUCGCAAAGACGAGGUGGCAGCGAGCUCGUGGCGCUGAUUUUCCCCUUGACAAGUCAUUGACGCCCGAAGAUGUGCUGAAAGAAUUUGCAUCGAUAGUGAAUUUUGACGAUGGGAGAGCGGAUCAUCCGGAAAAUCAAGCGGACGGCUCAAAGUACAGUAACAUAAACAUGGCCAAAUAUUUGAAGGUCAAUACAGCAAGAAAAUCGAAACCUUCGCGGCUGUAG
Messenger RNA from Mytilinidion resinicola, 1839 nucleotides. Its product is annotated as Fox2 protein. NCBI's taxonomy places the organism in Eukaryota, Fungi, Ascomycota, Dothideomycetes, Mytilinidiales, Mytilinidiaceae. Bases 1 to 1839 code for a protein of 612 amino acids. The record is from RefSeq and is a predicted model, not a curated record. Gene Ontology annotation, molecular function: oxidoreductase activity. The transcript is spliced from 6 exons.